AUGGCUCAUAGUUACCAGAGAAAACUUCCGGCUUCAGCCUCUGCCACUGAAUCAGAUGUGGCGUACAAGAUGGCUACGAUGUUUCCGUCAGCCGUCGAGCGGGUGGUGCUCUGCUGUGCCGGCGUGUGCCUCGAGGAGAGGGAUCUCGCCGAGGGCCUCUUUGUCGUUUCAAACGCGGAUGACGCGGUGGAGAUCCUUUUGCCCCAGUCACCGGAAAAGCUUCGUCAGCUCGUCCGGCUGUAUUUCGUCCACCCACCGCGCAUAAUGCCAUCUUGCUUCCUCCGGGACUACAUACAGGUGAUGUGCACAGUUUAUGCAAAAGAGAAGAUAGAGUUACUUCAUGCUUUAAUCUAUGAAAGAAAACACUUGGUCCUUCUAGAGAUUGCACAGGCAACCUUGAUAGUUUGGGGCGAGAAAGAUCGAAUUUUUCCUUUAGAGUUGGGUCACAGAUUAAAGAGACAUUUAGGAGAUAGAGCUCAGCUAGUAGUCAUCAGGAAUGCUGGGCAUGCUGUUAAUCUUGAGAAGUUCAGAGAAUUUUGUGAGAAUAUAAUCAAAUUCUUCCAUGAUUCUUCCUUCAAUGAUCACAAUUGGCAGAAGGUUGAUUCUGAAGUUAUGAGAGUGGAGUGA
This is a messenger RNA of Zingiber officinale, 627 nucleotides long. RefSeq lists its product as uncharacterized. The transcript has 6 exons. The record is from RefSeq and is a predicted model, not a curated record. The coding region runs from base 1 to 627 and encodes 208 amino acids. Lineage: Eukaryota; Viridiplantae; Streptophyta; Magnoliopsida; Zingiberales; Zingiberaceae.